Molecule: messenger RNA, 2601 nt
Organism: Symbiodinium sp. CCMP2456
Lineage: Eukaryota; Dinophyceae; Suessiales; Symbiodiniaceae
Source: the annotation of a GenBank genome assembly
AUGGCAGCUGCAGGCCCAAGUGAUUCCGGAGAGAGCACCCCUGUUGUGGCUGGGGCAGACAAAGAGCCAACGGAGGAUGAGCGCGAGGCUUUCCGCCAGUACACAGAGAAGUUUGGGGAAUGCCGGGAUGGCUCCAACCCAGGCUACAGCCGGAAGUCGUUCCCAUGGUUCACCGGGAAGCCACCUCAGGGUGAGAAGCUUUCCACAGAGUCGCUUCAGGCUGCGCUGAGCUACCGGCCGAUCAAGAAACGGCUGGCGAAGGCCAACCUCACUGAGGUGGAUUCCGAUCGAGAAGAAAUUCCACUCUGCACCCGUUGCUCUAUGCCUGUGGGUGAGUUUGCCUACCAGGGUCGCGAGGGCAAGGACACUUGCGUCCACACCGAGUGCAUGGCGCAGGUGCUCAUGAAGGAGGCCCAGCGCGAGGAUGAGCAUCGCACGACGCGCGAGAACAACAAGAAGCUCAAGAACCGCAGGGAAUACAACAUCGGCUGGCGCAUGGACAGUGUUCCCUCCAAUGCCAGCCUGGCUGAGCGAAUGGGCUGCCGUCCAGCUCCUCAGGGGCUGUGCUGCCUGGUUCUGGAUGAGGCUUCGAAGACCGUCCGGGUGGCCGCGACGCUCGAGCCGUCAGCCUCGGUGAACCUGGAGUACCUGCUGCUGGCUCUCAAGGUGAGGAAGUCCGCCUCGCGCGAGCCCCUCUUCUCUCUGGAUCCCAUUGACCCGAAAAACCUCGAGAACUCGCCCCAGAAGAAAGUCUUCGAGCCUUCCUGGUUGGCUGGCACCAGCGCCGGCGAUGUCAUGUUCCAGGCCGACUACUUUUUGAAGGAGCUAGCCCUCGGAGAGUACAACAUGCCCGUGCUCGGAAUGAUGAGCGUCUUCGACUGGUCCGAGAUGGGCGACAAGGACAAGACGUGGUCUGGCCGCGAGUGGUUCGUGGUGAAGAAGGCCGAAGUCCGCAUGGCCGAGGAUCGGACUCUGAUCCCGCACGUCCGCAUGGGCGUGGAGGCCCGCGAGCAGAUUCUGACCGCCAAAGGACUGGAGGAUGCUCCCGUGACGGUGCCCACACAUCCCUUGAAGAAGUUUGCGGAGGCCUUCACCCGUCACUUCGAUCUGAUUGCAGAGCGCAAGAGCGUCAUCUUCCACCUCCGUGAGUUGGCGAAGGCCUCCGUCAUGGCCAAGUACCUGGUGGAUUCGAAGGCACGUAUCGACCCGUCGUGGUAUCGUCUGGCGGACGAGAUCGUGAAGGGCGCCCCGCCAGAGCCCUACAUGGAGAUCCCACAGCUCUGGAACAUGCGCGGGAACUCCCGCAUCAAGCUCCAGAAUGGGCGCCUCAUCGACAUGGUCACAGGCGGCCAGAGCAAGCUCCAGGCGAUCUACGGCGGCGUGGAGUUCGGAUUGGACCGCUUCGAGCUGGCCCAGCGACAUGCGUUGCAGGGCCAGCCGACUGGAAUGCAGCUGGGCCAGUCGGGACGGCCGAUGUUCAUGCCACAGCGUUUCCAGCUAGGCCAGCGCGAAAUGCCACAAGGUGUGGAUCUCAAUCUGGACAAGUUCUCCCUCUCCACGGAGGAGCGCUUCCGUGGCAAACUCCCACCCUGCAGCGGCGAUGCCACGUCUCUGGAGGGUCGUACCACGCUGGGCAAGGCUUUCCUGAGCAGCCUGCGGCAGAAGUCGUGGACCGGCAUGAAGAUCGACGACCAGAAGCUGCUCCUGAACAUCUUUGAUGUUCCCCAGUGCGACCGCGUGGAGGAGGGCGAUGCCUUCACCCCUCCGGACCCCAACCUGGAGUACAUCGUGAAGGUUCGAAGCCUGGUGGGUGAGGAGGGCGGCAUCCGGGAUCGGCGAAGGGUUCGUUUCGCGGAUAAGAACUUCGUGAUGGCCAAUCCCGGCAGCGAGUUUCCCAGGUCUUGGACUUCUCGGUUUCAGGUGGAGCACGAAGGGCGCAUCUCCUACACCGCCCCCACGAAGUUCGGCCUGGUGAAGCUGGAUGUGGAGGUCACAGAAGACGGGGUGGCUUUCCGAAUCUACAAGCUUGGCAGCCUGGAGGUCCGCACGGUCCAAGAGGAGAUGGUUCACGUGGUCUUCUCCUCUCGUGCCGCGUCCUGGGAGACGAAGGGAUCCAAGGCGCAGGACGUGCUGGGCAAGGAGAAGCUUAGCCGGUGCCGGGUCUAUGUCGAGGCCAUGGAGCACGAGGCUUGCAACAAUUACUACAUCGUGCUGGAGACCAUCGAGAAGACGGUCAUCGUUACGGAGCGCAUGUCGGAUGGAUCUUUGUGCUGGCUGCAGAACCCUCACAACCUUGAGGACCGCAAUUCCUUGGCCAAGUUGCUCUUCACUGCGGACUGCAAGGAGGGAAUGCGCAUGAGCGAGGUCAGACAGCACUUUGAAGCGCAGCCACGUGACACGGACGGUGAUCAUCGCAAGCGCUAUGCCAAGGCGCUCUACGCCUUCACCACAGGCCGGAGCCUGAAGGGCAAAUGGGGAGGCAGCGCACGCCGCUACACGGCGCCGCCGAUGCGUGGCCUUGGAGUGCAGGCGCUCGGCCGCAGCUCAGAGUUCAUGAACGUGAUGUGGCUAGCAAGGAGCUCCGGGCUCCGGGGUCUCUGA